UCAGAACGCUUUAGAAGACAGUUUAGACUCGUGGUAUUCCCAAAAAUUAAUAAUAAAAAAUUUGAGGUCGAGAAAUGAGUUUUUUAAAAGGUAAGGUCGUUUGAUUGUUUUCAUUUUUCCUCGUGUAAAUAUUGCGGACUAAGGCCCAGUUCAUACGUCGUGCUUCUGCCAUGCCGACUUAAUUUUUGAAUAAGUUUGACAAAAGCACUGUGGAAGCACGACCUAUGAACUGGGCCUAAAUUUCGGCAGAAAAGUGAUCUAAAAUGUAUAACCGGUCUAGAUAACGCCCGUCAAAGGCUUAGUUUGGGAGUAACUGGCUCCAGGUCCGGAAAGUCUGGUUUAAAACGCUGACAUAACGGUGUAAAGUCGAUUUUCUAUGCAACAUUUUGUUUUGAAAAAUUUGCAACUCUCCGCUAAGAAGUAUUUAUUUUCACGUUCAGUGAGCGCUAUUUUUUUUGCAGAUGAAGACAGGCACAGAUUAAAUGCUGGUGGAAGAAUUCUUUUGAAGAAUCAACACGGGGAAAUUAUAACCGCUAAAUACGUCGUCAUUACUGUCCCGCUUACAAUCAUCAAAGAUAGGGAAAUCACUUUUGUUCCAGAACUUCCCGCUGACAAAAACAGAGCCAUAAACACAAUCCAGAUGCUUGGAGCGUGGAAAAUUAUUUGUCAAUUCAAACGCCGGUUUUGGCCCAAGAAAAUUCAUCAAAUUUUCAGUGUACGGGGAUUUACAAGUGAAAUAUGGAUGUGGCCACGGGACUCGGCUGUUAAUGACGACAAGUGUCACGUGGUUGUUGGCUUUGAAACUGCUGAGUCUGCGGAACAGAAAAGUAGCCUCAGUAGUCAACAGGUCUUGGAGGGGUUCUUAAGCUAUUUGGAUGAGAUGUUCGGGUAAGAAAAUUUUGAUACUGUAAGUUCUUAAAAAUUUUAAUGAAAACGCCGAAGUCAUUUCGUGGUAAAAAGAAAACAAAAAGUCAAUGUUUACGAAAAAGAGCGGCCCCAUUCUUCGUGAAGUGAACACUGCUUAUAAUCCCUUGGCAGGUAUAGCAGAGCAAUAUACUCUCCAAAGCAUUACACCACUGAGUCGUGCAGCCCAAUGUAUGCCUAUUAUUGGCGUCUAGUUCACCAAGCUCAACUUCCUCUCAUUAUUUAUUACCUUACUGGAGUUAUUCGACAUCUUAGCAGUAUACAGGACACGUGUCACAAAUGAAACGGCCUAGCUCCUCAUGAGUCUCCCCUUAGCUAAGCGCGCCCCUUUGUUAUUAUUAAUAUGAUUAUCCUCAUUAAACAAAGCAUCUGUAUGGCUUGCUGGUGUCUUCCUUAAACAUCAAGUCACCACCCGUAACCUUAGGUGUCCUACUAAGACUUUGCUAAGGAUUCUGGCUGUACCCAGUAGGAACGCUCUCUGCAAUGAUUCUAAACGACACGUGCAACCAAUCUCUGCUAACCACUUUUCUUUGUCUUUCGAGACGGUUCCUAAUGCACCAAUUAUGACUGGCACCACACUUACUCUACGCAAUUUCCAGAUCCAUUUAAACUCGCGCUUCAGUUUUUGGUAGUUCUCAAUUUCCUCUUUCUCCUUCCCUUUCACUCGGAUGUCAAAUGCACAAGCAACGUCAAUAAUUAGGCACUUCCGUUCUAUCUUAUCCAAUACCACAAUGUCAGGCCUGUUGUGUUCAACCUUGUUGUCAGUCUGUAUUUUGAAGUCCCACAGCAGUUUGUUCAGUACUGGAUUCAUACACUGGUCGUGACUCGUGGUUGUAAUAUUUUUCAUCCCUGUCAUAACCCAACUUUCCACAUAGACCCCAGUGAAUCACCUGCGCCACUUUGUUGUGCCUCCAUCAUCGAUAUUGCUUUUGAGCAAGUUUCUUGCAUUCCGAUACAAUAUCAUUAUUUGUCUCAUCACUUUCUCCGCACAUUCUACACUUUGCAGACACAUUUUACCUGUCAAUUAUCCGCUUUAUACUAUUAGUUCUUAAGCAGGGUGCAAAGAAAGUCAUUUUUACAGCUUGCCAUUCGGGCAAGCUGAAGCUAACAUUUACUAGCCCAAACAUCAUUUCAACUAGCCCCAAAAGCAUUUUGAUGAGCAGAUUGAUUUCACAGUUCUUCUGUAAUUUGAAUUCUUCAAAAAACUUCACUUGCCCGUCGGGCAAGUCAAGAACAGAAUUCACUAGCCCGAUAGCAAAAUCCACUAGCCCCGGGCUAUCGGACACUACUUUCUUUGCACGCUGUUAAGACUUGGUCUUGUGCUGCGAUAAUCAUACCGUCCAUUUCCUUCUUUAGUCUUCCCUUUUUCAGCCACUCCCACGUCUUUUUAUCUCUAAUUAGCGUGUUGUUCCAAAACUGCCAGUGAAGUUGUUUCUCCUGAAAGCGCUCUUUUCUUUCUUGCUGUAAUGAAGCAGCCUCACAACUUUUAACAUUACAUCUCAGAACCUCUUCCUUGUUCACUGCCUACAACAGGGAGCCGUUACAACUCUCAACACACCUGCUAAGUCUAUUGAUCUCACUAUUUACAGAGUCCUCAACACUCAUAAAUCCUUAACCACCCUCUGAUCUUUUAAAGUAAAGCUUGUCAAUAUCAGCCUGCGGAUGCAAAGCAUGAUGUAGAGUCGUCGUCAUCAUCAUCACUAUUAUCAAAAUUAUUAUCAUUAUUAUUAUUUUUUCACAGCACACCCAGCGAUCCUCGUCCUGCAACCGAUUCUUUCCUAGACUACGUGUAUUUUCAUUGGUCAAACCAUCCCUACAUUCGCGGUGGAUACACAUCCCCUACUGUGAGUGCGUACGAUCUUCGUCACGUGAUUGCCACUCCUGUUGAAGAUCGCUUGUUUUUUGCGGGUGAAGCUACAAGUCUUCGAUCGUGCUCAACUGUACCAACUGCGAUAGAAACUGGAAUCCGCGAGGCCGAUCAAGUGUGUCUCGCAGCUGGAAAGAGUCUUUGUUCUAAACUUUAA
Molecule: messenger RNA, 2948 nt
Organism: Porites evermanni
Lineage: Eukaryota; Metazoa; Cnidaria; Anthozoa; Scleractinia; Poritidae
Source: the annotation of a GenBank genome assembly